This is a messenger RNA of Acomys russatus (golden spiny mouse), 3657 nucleotides long. It is a transcript of the gene Proser1, whose product is annotated as proline and serine rich 1. The record is from RefSeq and is a predicted model, not a curated record. The transcript is spliced from 13 exons. Lineage: Eukaryota; Metazoa; Chordata; Mammalia; Rodentia; Muridae. Bases 153 to 2897 code for a protein of 914 amino acids.
AGUUUCUGUUUGGGGAUUUUUGUUUUUAGUGCAGUUUGCAACCCUCUACCUCCUCGCCUCUUUUCUUCUUCUGAUGUAUUAUCCCCGGGGCGGAUGAGCGUUUCGUAAUUGCAAGUAGAACUGUGAGAAGCCACGUCGGAAUAGUACUCAAGAUGGACAAAAAGUCCUUUGAGACGGUGCUGGAUGAAAUUCGAAAGGCUGUUUUGACAGAAUAUAAAUUAAAAGCAAUUGAAUAUGUUCAUGGGUACUUCUCCAGCGAACAGGUGGUUGAUCUCCUGAGGUACUUCUCCUGGGCGGAACCCCAACUGAAGGCCAUGAAAGCCCUACAGCAUAAAAUGGUGGCCGUGCACCCAACGGAAGUGGUCAGCAUUCUCAGCUGUUUCACCUUUAGUAAGGAUAAGCUGGCUGCCCUGGAGCUGCUGGCCUCAAACAUUGUGGACGCGCACAACUCUCGUCCCAUCGAAGAUUUAUUCAGGAUCAACAUGUCUGAGAAAAAACGGUGCAAGAGAGUCCUGGAGCAGGCUUCCAAGGCAGGCUGCAAAGCCCCUCACGCCAUGAUCUCUUCAUGUGGAACCAUCCCAGGGAACCCCUAUCCCAAAGGAAAACCCAGCCGCAUAAAUGGAAUUUUCCCCGGAACUCCUCUGAAAAAGGACGGUGAAGAAAGUACCAAUGAAGGCAAAGGAAUAGCUGCCCGGAUUCUUGGACCAUCCAAACCACCUCCCUCAACAUACAAUCCACACAAACCUGUCCCCUACCCAAUACCGCCAUGUCGGCCACACGCAACUAUUGCACCAAGUGCUUAUAACAAUGCGGGCCUGGUACCGUUAGCCAAUGUGAUAGCUCCCGGUAUUCCUCCUCCACCUCCAUACACUCCAAAUCCAGUAGGAACAGACAAUGAAGACCUCACCAGUCAGUCAAAACCUACACAGAGUCAAACAUUUUCCGCCCCAGCAAGUCAACUCUUCUCUCCUCAUGGUUCUAAUCCAUCGACUCCUGCUGCAACUCCCGUACCUGCUGUGUCCCCAGCCAAGGCAUUAAAUCAUCCAUCGGUGUCAGCAGCUGCCACUGGGGCCGGAUUGAGUGCCCCCAAUACUGCCCUGUCCGUGUUCCCAACACCUCAGCCAUCCACACCCAACCCAACUGUGAUUCGGACUCCCUCAGUGCCCGCAACACCUGUUACUUCCGCCCACAGCACCACACCUGCUCCUGUCCCUUCCAUUUUUUCUGGCCUAGUACCACUGCCAGGCCCCUCUGCCACUGCCACCCCAUCACCCCAAGCCAGCUCAACACCAAGGCUUACUCUGGCUUCCAGUGAGACAUUUGCAUCCACUUGUACCCCGUUCACCAGCCACUCCUUGGCCAGCUCCGUUGCUGGGUCAAAUAGUAACCCGAGCACAGCUGCCCUGUCAUCGGUCUUCGCAGGUCUGCCGUUGCCCUUCCCGCCGGCAUCCCAUGCCAUGCCCACCCCCACCCCUUCUGUAAUUGCCAGUGCUGCGGGCCCACACAAUGUGAACAGCCCUCUUCUGUCUGCCUUAAAAGGCUUUCUCACAUCAAAUGACACACACUUAAUGAAUUCCUCCGCCUUGCCAUCAGCGGUCACAAGUGGGCUGGCUUCAUUAUCGUCUCUUCCCAAUCGAAACUCGGAGUCUCCUGCGUCAGCCACUAACAAGUGCUAUCCCCCUGCGCCUGCGUCUGUUCCUGCUGCACAGAGGUCUUCAACCCCAGGGCUGGCCAUGUUCCCAGGCCUGCAGUCCCCAGCGCCUAGUGCCACCUCUGCAGCCCCAACGUUGCCUGCACAGUCUCCGUUAGCUACCCCGUCCUCCGCGGCACUGCCAGUCAGCUGUGGCCCCUCAAGCUCGCUUUUGCACGGUUCCCACGCAGGCGGCAUCUCAUCUGCCGCUGCUGUAGCAACUAUGCCUGUUAUGAUCAAAAGUGAGCCAGCGAGCCCCCCACCCUCAGCCUUCAAAGGUCCAGCUCAUCCUGGGACUCCUGCUCGAGGUGCCUUGGGCCUGUCGGGUGCCCUAGGCCGCGGCUACCCCACGACCUCAGUGCCCAUCAGCGUGUCCACUUGCCUUAACUCUGCACUGUCAGGCCUCUCCAGCCUCAGCACCCCCUUGGCUGGUUCCAUGUCCCUUCCGCCACAUGCAUCCUCCACACCCAUCGCCCCUGUGUUCACUGCCCUUCCUCCCUUCACUUCAUUAACCAACAGUUUCCCUCUACCCGGUAGUCCCUCCCUCAAUCCUGCUGCGUCCCUCGCGGGGCCAUCGACCACCACGUCUGCAGCUGCACACCCCAGCUCUGCAGCCAUGCGCACAGUGCUGCCCACCUCCAAUGCCUCGCCCGCGGCAUUUCCACUCAACCUGUCCACCGCUGUGCCAUCGCUCUUCGCGGUGACCCAGGGCCCGCUGCCUGCCUCUAACCCCUCCUACCCCGGCUUCCCCGUCUCCAGUGCUCCGAGUGGUGCCCCCACGCUGUCCUCAUUCCCAGGGUUGCAAGCACCCUCCACAGUGGCAGUUACCCCACUGCCAGUGGCCGCCUCGGCUCCGUCGCCUGCGCCUGUUCUUCCUGGGUUUGCCUCGGCCUUCAGUUCCAACUUCAAUUCCGCCCUGGUGGCACAGGCCGGUUUGUCAUCUGGACUCCAGGCUGCAGGAAGCUCUGUUUUUCCAGGCCUUCUGUCUCUCCCCGGUAUCCCUGGUUUUUCCCAGACUCCUUCACAGUCUUCCCUGCAGGAGCUACAGCACAGUGCAGCUGCGCAGUCGGCUUUGUUACAGCAGGUCCAUUCCGCGUCCGCUCUAGAGAGUUACCCGGCCCAGCCAGAUGGCUUCCCUAGCUAUCCUUCUACGCCAGGAACACCAUUUUCUCUGCAGCCAGGCCUAUCCCAAAGUGGAUGGCAAUGAGUUUAAAUGUGUUUAUUCUUCUUGGGAGCAACAUGAACUUUUGCCCAAGAACUGCAACGAACAAUCUGACAGAUAUGAAAUUGCCAGUAGUCUGAAAACGAGAGUGUCCUUAGGGACACUGGGACAGAAUUUACAAGUGCAGGUUGUAUUUUUAAAGUGGUUGUAAGUAUCAGAAUUCUUACUCCUAUAUAUGUAAAUAUGCUGAUAAUAAAUUGUAUGGAGAAUAGUAUUUGAAAAGUGUUUGGGGGCUUUUCGCCUCCUUUCCUACAAAGCUUUGAAUUAUGUGAGUGACCUACAUAGGCUAUUGAAGAGGGGAUGGAAGUUUUUAGAGCUAAAUAGAGCCUUAAGUCUGCUUGUGUCGCCUCCGCAGUGGGAAGUGAUAGCUGUGCCUCAGGUUGCAUGUGGCCCUGGGGGAGUUACUAUUUAUUCAGAUGCAUGUUAGCAUCAACUGGGAUGCAGAACUCCAUAUGUAUCCACAAAGGGAGACUUGAGAUGACUGUUAUUUUUAAUUUAUUAUCAAUAGUCAUACUGCUGAAUUUAACUCAAUAUAUUUCAGGAAAGUAAAAGUGGUACUUACUGUAGUCUUUAGAAUGACUUUCAAGUGUUUCAACUAAAAAGGUAUACCCAGAACUACUUUCUUAUAGAUAUGUAAGGGAGGCUGAAGAUAAUUUGCAAAGCAGGGCGUGGUGGCACACACCUUUAAUCCCAGCACUCCAAAGGCAGAGACAGAUGGAUCUUUGUGAGUUUGCGGCCAGCCUGG